GGCAAGAGGACAACAAAUAUGCCGCGGAAACUGAGAUCCACAAGCUCUGGUGACAAACCAUCAGUUGUCAGGAAGCAUGAUGACCCCACAAGUACAUCUCAAGAGGCUGGUGGUGCACCAUCAUCAAGAAGCUACAGUAGUGAACCAGGCCCAUCUAUAUCUCGACAAACUGAUGCUGCACGUUUAAGAAGAGGGAGCAACUACUCCCAUACAGGAGAUGGCAAAUCACAGACUAGGUCUUUUCUGGAUCUCCUUGAUGAAAGUGACUUCAGUGAGAGUGAUGAUGACUGGCUACCCGAGGCAGUGACGUCAUCUGGGAGACUAAUUGGAGUUGAAGAAGCUGUCACUUCUUCGGACUCGGAUUCUGAAGAGGAUCUCCAGGAGAUAUCUGUAUCUUCAACUGCUGGGGAGCCAAGAAGAUUGUUUUACCUACGAAAUAAAUCUUUCGUAGACCAUGCUCCUCAGAAUGCAACAGAAAAUUUAGGAGCUUGUAACUUACUGAAACCAAUUGAGUAUUUCCUAUCUUAUGUCAGUGAGGAUUUUUUGGGAGAUAUUGCAAUGUAUACAAAUAUGAAAUCAAUUGAAACUACAGGUGCAUGUAUUAACACAAACAGCAAAGAAAUUGCCACUUUCAUAGGAAUGACAUUUGCUAUGUCAAUCAUAAAGAUGCCAAGAAUUAGAAUGUAUUGGCAGUCAAAAACUAGGAUCCCUUGGAUAGCUGAUAAAAUGGCAAGAGAGAGAUUUUUCCGUCUCAGACAUUCGUUAAAGGUUAUUAAUGAUAACACUGUAUUGGAAGACGACAAAAAAGUGACAGGUUAUGGAAAGUAAGACCUUUGUUGGAAGCAGUACGAACUCGUUGCAGCGAGUUGCCAAGGCCAUCGAAGGUCAGUAUUGAUGAAAGCAUGAUUCCUUUUCGAGGUAGAAUCAGUAUCAGGCAACAUGUCCCUGGCAAACCUUUCCCAGACGGGUUAAAAAUGUUUGUCCUAGCUUCUCCAAGUGGAAUGGUACUCGAUUUUGAAAUUUUUCAAACUAAAGAAGCAUUGCUAUCCAUUAUUGAAAAGCUGAAUGUUAAACCUGACAGAACCCUCACAACUGGUGAAGCAGCAGUAUUAAGGUUUGUGCGCAGUGUGGAUGCUGGCACAAGUAUCUUUUUUGAUAGAUUUUUUACAAGCUCAAACUUAUUGUGUGAUCUGUAUGACAGAGGCCUUCGAGGAACAGGCACAAUAAAGAAAAACAUGGUACCUAAAGAGGCUAAGCAAAUAUUAAAGACUGAGGCAACCUUGCGCAAAGAGGGCAGAGGGGCAUCCGAUUGCCAAGUCCGAAAUGAUAACAAGGUGGCUGUGACUGCUUGGUAUGACAAAAAGUUGGUACUAAUGGCUUCCAAUGAGUUCUCUAUUGAUGACGAAGAUAUAUGCCAGCGGUGGUCUAAGGCUACCAAUACCCAUGUUGGUGUAAAGAGGCCCCGUGUGGUAAGGGAGUACAACAGUGCCAUGGGGGUGUGGAUGUUCAUGACCAAAUAGUCAGCUAUUACAGAAGCCCCAAUCGCACUAAGAAGUGGACUGUUAGGGUGGUAUUGCAUGUACUUGAUGUUGUAACUGCCAACUGUUGGCUGGAAUACAGAAAGGAUAUGGAGUCAAAACCCAAACAAUAUCUAGACUUCAAAUUAAUCUUGGCAGACCAGUUAAUGUCAGGUGAUUUCUUUGACCAUGCCACUGACAGUCAGAGUAUUUCUGAUGCAAGUCUCUCUUCAGUAGACUGUAUUGAUUCAGAGACUGAGCCUCCUCUAAAGGCAGCUAAACAGGGCUUGACUCCUCUGCCAAACAGGGCUGAAAGAAAGAAAGGUGCAUCUCAUCUCCCAAUAGUCAUUGAUGGUAAGAACUCUUUCCGCAGAUGUCGCAGAGAAGGAUGUAAGAAUAGAACACGAACAUUGUGCUCUCAGUGUAAUGUAUUUCUCUGCAACUAUGCAAAGAGAAACUGCUUCCUUGAGUUUCAUGUAUAAGUGAUAUAUUUGCUUUCUGUUUUUUAAGUAUGGCGCAUAUGUUCCUCAUCAAAACAAUUAUUUUGCAUAGGAUUAUUCUAUAGAAGUGAUAUUUUUCUUUAGUCUUGAACCAGAGAAUAAUCUCAUAAAAGAUUUAUUUUCCUAUAGAGGUGCUGCAAUUUAUUCUAGUCUUGAACUAAAGAGUAGGCUUACUAUUUUUACUCAUAAUUCAAUGAUUCUAUUUUAUAUACAUUUUCAGGGAAAGAUACAUUUUUUUCUAAUUAAUUAAGUAUUUUUCUACUAUUUUAUGGAAGAAUUUCUUGUUUGCCUUAAUGAAGAAUUGCAGGUAUACAGUAACUGAAAAUAGAAUAUUUUCUUUACAUUUUACAGAAAGAAAAUGUAUUUAUUUUUACAAAUUAUAUAUGUUCUUCUGCUAUCUUACAGAAGUAUUGUUCUUUAAUUGCUGUAAUUGUACAUUGCAG
Penaeus vannamei (Pacific white shrimp) is the source of this 2460-nucleotide messenger RNA. NCBI's taxonomy places the organism in Eukaryota, Metazoa, Arthropoda, Malacostraca, Decapoda, Penaeidae. The record is from RefSeq and is a predicted model, not a curated record.